Molecule: messenger RNA, 789 nt
Organism: Acanthosepion pharaonis
Lineage: Eukaryota; Metazoa; Mollusca; Cephalopoda; Sepiida; Sepiidae
Source: the annotation of a GenBank genome assembly
AUGGUUUUCAUUCUUUGUUCAUUUACUAUUCUCACUUUGCUUGUCAUUUUCCUCUCCUUUCUUUCUUUCUUUCUUUCUUUCUUUCUUUCUUUCUUUCUUUCUUUUCCAGUUUCUCUGUUCAUUUCAUUUUUCUUUUCUGCUCUUAGAGUUCCAUCGUGUCUCAGCCUCUAUACUCUCUCUAUCAUUUCUUUUCUCUACCUUUUCGACAUAACUCCUUUUUUUUUAUCUGUUUCAUUCUUCACUCAAUUGAAUACUUUCUUUCUCUUUUUUUCACUGAUUCUUUUUAUUUUCCUUCUGUCAAUGUCAUUUAAGGAUUUUUUUUCCUUUUUUUUUACUUCAUGUCUUGUCUUUCUUCCGAAUUCGAUUUUUUCCAUCUUUCUUUCAUCUUUCCGCCUUUUUCUUUCUUCCCAUUUUUGCCCUAAUCUUUUUUAUCUUUUUAUUGUCAUUCUUCCCUUUUCUUCUCUUUUCCAUAUUUUGCUUCUGCUUUAUUCCUGUUUUCUUCUUCUCUUUCCAAAUUUCUUACUUUUUUCUUUCUUUAUUAUUUUCUUUAUAAUUUGCGUCAUGUUUUCUUUUUUUCUUUUAUUUCCUCUUUUUCUUCCCUUUUUAUCAUUUCUGUCUUUGUUUUUCUCUUUUUUUCUUCUGACCUCUUACAGCAAUUUCUCUAUUAUGCACUUCUUCUUCUUCUUCUUCUUCUUCUUCUUCUUCUUCUUCUUCUUCUUCUUCUUCACUUUAAUAUUUUCCCUCCUCUGUUUUUUUAUGCUGGAAAUUGAAUAUAUCUUCUUGGAUUAA